Messenger RNA from Metopolophium dirhodum (rose-grain aphid), 2189 nucleotides. RefSeq names its product cytidine deaminase-like. The record is from RefSeq and is a predicted model, not a curated record. The coding region runs from base 364 to 831 and encodes 155 amino acids. The transcript has 3 exons. Gene Ontology annotation, molecular function: cytidine deaminase activity; zinc ion binding. Lineage: Eukaryota; Metazoa; Arthropoda; Insecta; Hemiptera; Aphididae. Gene Ontology annotation, cellular component: cytosol.
UUCAUCAUUGCAUAAAUUAGAACGAAUUAAAAGCAUUGUAAUCUAUGUAUAAUAAUUAGUGUUCAGACUAACCUAUUAACUAUUCAGAUACAUUUUUAUCAAAAUAUCGACUUUUGAACUAUCAAAGUCUUGUAAUUGUUAAUUGUUCGCUGAAGAUACUUAAAUAACCUAUAUAAUAUUAUAUAUAUAUUUUAUUAUACACAUAAAUGUACAAUAUGUAUAUCAAAUAGCCUUUAGUAUAUAUUAGAACACUUUAAGUUAGUAUAUUGGCAUUAGUGAUAUUUCUUAUAAAUGCUUAAUAGUUACAUUUACUGUUGAACACCAAUCCGCUCUGUUGUGAUUUAUUAAUUUUUAUAGUAUUAAAUGGAUUCUGCUUCUGCUGAAAAUACAAAUCGACUUAAGCCACUCAAUGAUUUAAGUAAUGAAGAUCAACUUUUAAUAUCCAUGUGUACACUGGCUAGGGAGAGAGCAUAUGUUCCAUACAGCAACUUCAAAGUCGGUGCAGCGUUACGAUGUGAUGAUGGUACCAUAUUCUCAGGCUGUAAUGUAGAAAAUGCCUCGUAUGGGCUCGCAAUAUGCGCAGAACGUACAGCUAUUGUGAAAGCUGUAAGUGAAGGAAAAACCAAAUUCACUACAAUUGCUAUUGCAGGAUUGAACAAUAAUCAAUUUGUUCCUCCUUGUGGUGCUUGUAGACAAGUAUUAAGUGAAUUUAAUAAUCCCAAUAAUGACAUGAUUGUUUAUUUAUACCAACCGGAGGGUAGUAAUGUAGUUAAGACAAGUGUGUCUGAACUACUUCCAUUGGAUUUUAAAUUUAAUUUUAAUACUAAUUAAUGAAUUGUUAAUUAUCAAGUAAAAAUAGCUUAUCUAUUAACUUUUUUAAAUUAUACCUGUUAUGAGUUAAGGUUUUGACAGGAUUUUUUUUUUAAUAAUGACUACUUUUAGAUAAAUUUAGACGCAAUAACCAUUUAUAUUUUAUACAUAUUACUUCAAUUUACUUGUAAAAUAUCAUUCAUUAUAAAAAUUCAAAUAAUUAUAUAAGUACAGGGUUCUUAUAUUUUUGAUCUUAUGUAUAAAAUAUGUAAAUAUAGUAUUUUAUAAAUAUAUAAAUCAUAGUUUACAUGUUACACGUAAAGUUAAUUUUUGUAUACUUAUAUAGUUAUAUAUUAAAUGAACAUACCAAAAUUAAAAUAAACCAACUUCAAAAAUGUAUAAAUUCAUUAAAACUUUUUAGUGAUUUAAAUUUUUUUUUUCUUGAAUAAAGCUAUAGAAUAAAUAUAGUUGUUUUUAUUAAAUAAUACAGAAUAUAUAUAGGUAGGUGCAUAAAUAAAAUUAUGGGUAUAAGUUAGUGAUGGGUUGAACUGAAUCAAACCAAACCCUUGAUGUUCGGUUCGACUCAAAAUUUGAACUCUGUAUGAAAAAAAUUUGAACCGAAGUAUCAAGUAUCUUUUACUGUUCGAAAUUCAAACUCCAAAUAUUUUUCGAACUAGACUUUCUGGCCUCUAUAGUUCAAAUACCAAAUAUUUGUAAAAUUCUUCAAAAGUUAUUUUAAAAAACUUGUAUAAUGGUUAUUUACUAUUUAGAAAUAGUUAGACUAUUAGAGACUGUGUACCUACAUUAAUUGAUAUUUUUGUUUUUAUAACAUUUAUUGUAACAGGAAUAAACUAUUUUGGAUAAACUCAUGGUAAUAUUCCAAUACCACGGUUGUGUAGUUGAUAAAAAAUGUAAAACAUGUUUACAAUUUACAUUCUAUAAUUCUAUAAUAGGUAAUACGAAAACUCAAAAUAUAAUUGUAAUUAUGAUUUAAUUUGUACAUAUUAAAAAAUGUUCUGCGUUCGAGUUCGACUUAAAAUGAUUCUUGGUUCAGUUUGGCUCAAUUAAAAAAAUGAGGGUUUGAGCCAUGACUAGUAUAAGUACAUAACUUUCAUCUUUAACCCACCAGUGGUCGCGAUGUGAGCUCGGCGCUCACCUCGUUAUUAUUUUGAGAGCCACUUAUUUAUUUAUUACUUGAUUCAUCUGAUAUUAUUUAUACCUUCAAUCGAAACAUGUUUAAAUAUACUUUUGCAAAUAUAAUAAUUUUAUAGAUAAUUCUCGAUUAGAUAUCGACAUGCAAUGUUGUUAAUAUCCAUAAAUUGAGCAUUGCACUCACUCAAUAGAUCGACCUAAUGCUAUUUCGUAAACUCGGAACGUUA